Messenger RNA from Strongylocentrotus purpuratus (purple sea urchin), 1212 nucleotides. RefSeq names its product interferon alpha-inducible protein 27-like protein 2A. The coding region runs from base 188 to 511 and encodes 107 amino acids. The transcript has 3 exons. The record is from RefSeq and is a predicted model, not a curated record. Gene Ontology annotation, cellular component: mitochondrion; membrane. Gene Ontology annotation, biological process: apoptotic signaling pathway. NCBI's taxonomy places the organism in Eukaryota, Metazoa, Echinodermata, Echinoidea, Camarodonta, Strongylocentrotidae.
GUUUAGCGGGGAAUCCCAGUAGCUGGAAAUCCCAGUAGCGGGGAAUCCCAACUGACACGUCACUUCAAACUCUGGUACAUUAAAUCACUCUCACUGCCUACAUUCACUUCCACGUAUUCACUGAACAAGGAGCGGAUAUCCAGUUUGUUGAUUAUUUCAUUGGAAAGCGAUCAUCUUCUCAAUAAUCAUGAAGAAGUUGGCUGCUCUGUUUCUCGUGCUUCUUGUCUUGAACACCGCCAAUGCCGGGGUGCUGUCAGACAUCGCAUUGGGUGUUGGAACAAUCGCAAUUGGAGCCGUUGCAGCACCUAUAGCGCUUACUGCUGUCGGCUUUACAACGGCCGGUAUUGCUGCUGGGUCAUGUGCCGCGGGAAUGAUGUCAACCGCCGCCACCACUGGGUAUGGCGCGAGUGUGGUCGCUGGGCUCCAAGCUGCUGGAGCAUCCGGUUAUGUGGCACCCACUAUGGGAGCCGUGGCUUCUGUCGUUGCAAAGGCUUUAUAUGAUAAUAAUUAGAAGUUAUUCUUUUUGGAGAUUACAAUUUUUGAUGUACCAUACUUCCAUAGGUCGCCCUUUGCUUAAUCUAAGUUAAUCAAACCGUCAUUUUAGCCAAUACAAUUUAAUUUUGCACAUACCCUAUGUCGAUCUUCCCGUUGUACCCUAAUCUUAAAAGUUAACCUCUCAUGCAGAUAUAUCUCUAUGUUAGAACAUUGCAGUUUCCAUUUCAUUGAUUUGUCUGCUUUCUGUUUCAAAAAGUUGUAUCUGCUGUACAUGUAUUCUCAACUGUUUUCAUUAACUGUAUUAAUAUGUAAAGCGUCAAAAAUUAUUAUGAGCCACACUAAUAUUAUCUUAACUAUCGUUAUUGUAAUUAUUAUUAUUAUUAUCAUCAUCAUGAUUUUGAAAUAAUAAUUCGCAUUUUGCACAAUAGCUUCAAGAAACUUUGACUCAUCUAACUGACAUAAUGACAAAGCCCCGAACUGUCGAGGGAAGGGACCAGCAGACAGAAAUUCUCCGACAAGCAAGAGAACAAACACGUAUAAUAAGCACAACGUAACUCUAGUUUAUGCCGGAUUUGAUUUGGGUGGGGAAAGGAUGCAGGCCCCUGCUCCUGAAUCCUCCUAGUUGAACCAGAUACAUUUUUAAAAUAAUAAAGGCGUGUAGAUAUUCCUCUUUCAUUAUUCCAUAAUUAGAGUGCACAAUAUUAUUGUUAAAUGAAA